AUGGCUGCGACUUCCCAGCUUCAAUCAUGGAACUUUAGCUUCCUGUUAAUGGCAUCCAUACUAUUAAUGAUCAGUUGCAAGUUAACGUCUGCUGUCUUUCAACCCAGUCCAUGGCAGCUCGCCCAUGCAACCUUUUAUGGUGACGAGACAGCCUCCGAGACCAUGGGAGGAGCGUGUGGAUAUGGAAACUUGUUUGCCAACGGUUACGGAACAGACACAGCAGCCUUGAGCCCAACCCUGUUCAACAAUGGGUACGCAUGCGGGAGUUGUUAUCAGAUAAAGUGCUUUCAAUCCCCGUGGUGCUUUACAGGGGACAUCGCAUUCACCAGAGUGACGGCUACAAACCUUUGCCCACCAAAUUGGUCUCAGGACUCCAAUGCUGGUGGGUGGUGCAACCCACCUCGAACCCACUUUGACAUGUCCAAGCCUGCUUUCAUGAAGAUUGCCCAGUGGAAGGCUGGCAUUAUUCCAAUAAUGUACCGCAGGGUACCAUGCGCAAGGAGCGAUGGGCUUCGAUUCAGUUUCCAAGGAAAUGGGUACUGGUUGCUGGUGUAUGUGAUGAACGUGGGAGGUGGGGGAGACAUUUCCCAGAUGUGGGUGAAAGGGAGCAAAACAGGGUGGAUAAGCAUGAGCCAUAACUGGGGAGCAUCGUACCAGGCAUUUGCUACGCUGGGAGGCCAAUCUCUUUCUUUCAUGAUUACCUCCUACACAACCAAGGAGACUAUCUAUGCAUGGGACGUCGCUCCUUCUAAUUGGAAUCAAGGAUUGACUUAUGAGGCAAAUGUCAACUUACGUUGA
This is a messenger RNA of Carya illinoinensis, 798 nucleotides long. Its product is annotated as expansin-A7-like. Gene Ontology annotation, cellular component: extracellular region. The record is from RefSeq and is a predicted model, not a curated record. The coding region runs from base 1 to 798 and encodes 265 amino acids. NCBI's taxonomy places the organism in Eukaryota, Viridiplantae, Streptophyta, Magnoliopsida, Fagales, Juglandaceae. Gene Ontology annotation, biological process: plant-type cell wall organization. The transcript has 3 exons.